AUGGAAAUCUUUGUAUUUCAAACAUGAAGUCGGGACUAAGUUUGUCUUUAAGGUUAAAGCUUUAAGCAGCUACACUAACUGGCAUAAAGAUUAGGCUAAUUUUGAUUCUGUAGAUUUGCAUGUAAUACAGCAAAAUGAUAGCUUUUGAACACCUGCACCUUUGCAAAGUGAUUCUUUUGCAAUGCUUCCAAAACCAGAGAAACAGAUCAGAUAACAAAACAGCCCUGCAUUUGAUUGGUCACCACAUCAGGGGCUUGCACAGUCUCACUUUAGUCUGGAGCCUUAAGUAGGUCAGGCCUAGCUUAGCCAGCCUGCAGAUGAUCAGCUGCAGAUGAUCUCUGGAUGAAGUCAAGCUGAAAGGAAUUUCAGUGAACCCCUCCUGAUAGGCGUAGGCCUAAAAAGGCUGGCCUAGUUAAGCUUCAGCUUAGUGAUUGAGUGAAUGCUUUGCAGUCACUUGAAGUUUAUGUGAUGUACUCUACAGAAAAUAUGCAAGGGAAAAAAUCAAAUCGAUCCUCAAAUUUUACCAUAUAUGAAAAGAUUGAUCUGUUAAAACUUGUACGGCCUCACAUCAAAGUUUUGGAGGUUCAUAAAAAUAAUCAAGCUAUAAUUGUUGAAAAAAAUCGUUGCUGGGAAACUAUAGCACAACAAUACAAUGCUGUUGGAGUGGAUCGCCCUCCUCGUAGUGCACAAGCUUUGCGAACACUCUAUAAACGCAUUAAAGAAAGUGCUAAACAAGAGAUAGCUAGGAGAGAACAGCUGCAUCCAGAUUAUAAAGGAAACGUCUCUGAACCAACCAGAAGAAUUCUAGAAAUGAAUCCUCAUAUUUUCCAACCGCUUCUGAAGGUGGUAGACCCCGAUCACUUACAAAGGCCUUGUGCAAGUUCUGCUUCUGAACAAGAUUCCUGUGUGGAACAACCUAUGAGCUUGUUUCCACAACCUGGAACGUCAAGCUGCCCACUUCAACACUGUCCUGAUUGGAUAACACCAGAGUCAGAACCAGAGCAUGAAGAGAAACCACCUCCGUUAUUAACAGUCCUCUCGCAGCCAAAUGUAAAUUUGGAGCACCAGAAGAAAACAGAGACUCAGCAGACCACAAAUGGGUCUGCCUCACCAUUUUCAUCUUGUGGAGCACGAGUAUCAUUAACCCCAUCUCCCAGACUUGCGAGAAGGGAAGAUGAUAUGUUCAGUAUUCACCCGCGCCACAGAGGUGCCUUAUACCAUUUGUCCAGUCAUGAUAAUGAGCAAGUACAAUUAAUGUCAGCAGAGGAACAUGAGAUAAUUAUGGAGAAUCAAAGAAAGUUUGGACUGUAUCUUGAUGAGAAAAGAGAGAGCCUUAAAAGAAGGCAAGUGCUGGAGGAAGAACUAUUAAAGGCAAAAAUCAGGGUGGAAGAAUUAAAAGCAGCAAGAUUGCAACAAGGCUUGCCAGCUCUCUAAGAAGCUUACUGUUUGUAAAUUAAUGUCUAUUAAAAUUGAGU
Molecule: messenger RNA, 1475 nt
Organism: Stegostoma tigrinum
Lineage: Eukaryota; Metazoa; Chordata; Chondrichthyes; Orectolobiformes; Stegostomatidae
Product: fibrinogen silencer-binding protein-like
Exons: 2
Coding region: 469-1434 (321 amino acids)
Source: RefSeq, a predicted model, not a curated record